CCAGGCAGCUGCGCCCUCAUGUUGAGAACAAAAUCUGGGACAAAACAAGCCUAGCCCACCGGUCAUGCUUGUGCAGCCUUCAUGAGUCUCACAUCUGCUGGCAGCUAAGAGUUAAGCUUCAGCUUCUCACAAAGACCGGGUUGUGUUUUGCUUUAUUCUCCUGAAUUUUCAGUUUAAUGUGCGAGACCCUGGAUACUUGGGAAACUUGAUACGGAUUCUGAAAUUUCACUCUGGUUAAUUACAGAUUUCCUGGUUUGCCUGAGGGAUUGUCACUAACUCAGCACAAGCUGCAGCAAGAGGUCAUUUUUUGUUGUUACGAUUAUUUGCAUCGCUGCUGCUGUGUCUGUGGACGUCUCUUCCAUGCCCUCUCUUUUGAAAGGAAACAAGUCUUUGGGGUUAAGGAAUUGCAGAAACCCUAUUAGGAGGGAUUAUCUGAUUUGUUCCUCUAUAUGGUGUUGGGGGGGAGGGGAGAGGAAUUUUGCAUUUCCUAUUUAGGAACGAAUGAAACAGAAGUUCAAGUUUACCUUGCUUGUAGUCUGGUCCUGAGCCAAAGAAAACAAACAGUGAAGUGGCUGUUGAUCUAGACUGGCAAUAGAUGUAACAUAACUAUCUAGAGAUUAAUUUAGCUUGUUGCCAGAGGCCAGGAAAGAUAUGUAUGGUGUCUGUGUCAACAUGAACCAAAGCGGCCUUGUCAAAACAUAUAAGAGCCCGACUUUACUCUAGGAAUCGGAUGCUGUGUUGGGAUCACUAUUGCUCAUUUCAGUGCUAGUGCACCAUAAACUUCAACACCAUCUUGCGCAGGUUAAGUUUUGCUUUCCUGAUUAUGUCCGGACAUAGGAAAGCCUUUGUUUGAAAUUCACAAAGAAUGCUUUGUUUUUUUUCUGGAAUACCAAUGUUCAAAUGAGCCAUAACAUUUGCAUGAAUACAGCCCCGUGAACCUGUAGGAUUUACAACCACCUGUUGGUGCUGCCAGCCAUACGAAACCAGCAGCAGUUCCCUACCUGCCUUUGAAAAGGAUCAUCGCAGACCUUGCUUUGGGAGGACGUUUUGGCAGGAGGUCUGCAAGUUCACCUGAACGGGAAUUUGGUAACAGGCAUUUGAGCUGUCUGGGAGCUACUGAAACAACAUGUGGGACGAGAAUGAGCAGGAGAUACCGGUGGAAAUGCCCUACUGGUCAUUAGCAGCCAGCUGCCCAGAGUUCAUGAGGGAGCUCAGUUUUUGGAGAUGCGUUGUGGAUCACUAGGAUUGUUAUGAUGAAUAGAGACUCCCGCUUUCCCAGAAAAGCCAUGCAGUUCAACUACAAUUCCAUGCGAAGACACUCUUGCAUUUGUUUUGAUGUUGAAAAUGGUCUGUCGGUGGGUCGCAGUCCCCUGGAUCCCCAGGCCAGUCCAGGCUCCGGGCUUGUCCUGCAGGCCAACUUCCCCCACAGCCAGCGGCGGGAGUCCUUCCUGUACCGCUCUGACAGUGACUUUGACCUCUCACCCAAGACCAUGUCCAGGAAUUCCUCCACCGCCAGUGAGCUACAUGGAGAAGACAUGAUCGUAACCCCAUUUGCACAAGUUCUGGCCAGCUUGCGAACAGUGAGAAGUAAUUUUGCUGUUCUGACCCACCUGCAGGAUCGUGUGGCCAACAAGAGAUCAUCUGGCAGCAAUCCGCCAUCAGUGUCCAAGCCCGGUCAGCCAGAGGAGGCCUACCAGAAGCUGGCAGUUGAAACACUGGAGGAGCUGGACUGGUGCCUGGACCAGCUGGAGACCCUGCAGACUCGCCAUUCUGUCAGCGAGAUGGCCUCCAACAAGUUUAAAAGGAUGCUGAAUCGGGAACUGACGCACCUAUCAGAAACCAGCCGGUCUGGAAACCAAGUAUCGGAGUUCAUAUCAAGCACUUUUCUGGACAAGCAACACGAUGUGGAGAUUCUGUCCCCCACGCCCAAGGAAAAGGAGAAGAAGAAGAGGCCGAUGUCUCAGAUCAGCGGGGUGAAGAAGCUGACCCACAGCUCCAGCCUGGCCACCUCCAGCAUCCCACGAUUCGGGGUCAACACUGACCAGGAAGACCCCCUUGCAAAGGAAAUUGAAGAUAUCAACAGAUGGGGCUUGGAUAUUUUUAAGAUAGCGGAGUAUUCUGGGAACCGCCCUCUAACAGUGAUGAUGUACACUAUUUUUCAGGAAAGAGAGCUGCUGAAGUCCUUUAAGAUCCCAGCGGACACGUUCAUCACCUUCAUGAUGACCCUGGAGGACCACUACCAUGCUGACGUGGCGUAUCACAACAACAUCCACGCCGCGGAUGUGGUGCAGUCCACCCACGUCCUCCUGUCCACGCCAGCGCUGGAGGCAGUCUUUACUGAUCUAGAAAUCUUGGCUGCUCUUUUUGCCAGUGCCAUUCAUGAUGUGGACCACCCUGGCGUGUCCAAUCAGUUUCUCAUUAACACAAACUCAGAGCUGGCCCUGAUGUACAAUGACUCCUCCGUCCUGGAGAACCACCACUUGGCUGUGGGCUUCAAGCUGCUCCAGGAGGAGAACUGUGACAUCUUCCAGAACCUGAGCAAGAAGCAGAGGCAGUCGCUGCGCAAAAUGGUCAUUGACAUGGUACUGGCCACUGAUAUGUCAAAACACAUGAACCUACUGGCAGAUUUGAAGACAAUGGUGGAGACGAAGAAAGUGACGAGCUUAGGAGUGCUACUGCUGGACAACUAUUCCGAUCGGAUUCAGGUUCUCCAGAACAUGGUGCACUGCGCUGACCUCAGCAACCCCACCAAGCCCCUGGAGCUGUACCGCCAGUGGACUGACCGCAUCAUGGUGGAGUUUUUCACGCAGGGAGAUCGCGAGCGGGACAAGGGAAUGGAGAUCAGCCCCAUGUGUGACAAGCACAACGCCUCCAUUGAGAAGUCUCAGGUGGGCUUCAUCGACUACAUCGUCCACCCGCUGUGGGAGACCUGGGCCGACCUGGUGCACCCCGACGCUCAAGAGAUCUUGGACACCCUGGAGGACAACCGAGAGUGGUACCAGAGCAUGAUCCCUCACAGCCCCUCCCCUCCCCCCGAGGAGAGGGAGAAGGAGGGAGUGACCGCGGGAGACAAGUUCCAGUUCGAGCUGACUCUGGAGGAAGAGGGGGAGUCGGACAGUGAGAGCCCCACGGAGGACAGCAGUGGGGAAUCUAGGACUGUGGGCUCUGGGGAGUUGAGCCAGGACUCCCCCAGCCGGGAAGCCUGCCCUGGUCUGGACUUCUCAGCUAAGGACAAUGCCAGAGCCCCGACGAACACUCCUGUUCAGAGCCUGGCGCAAAGGACGUUGCCUGGAGACAGUUCUCCUGAGGUGGACAUGAGCCCUAGCAGGGGAACAAGCAUAGAAAACAACGAGCUAGACCAAGAAGGGAACGUGACGUGCCUUCCACUGGGUACAUAACAAAAGAGAGAUGCACUUUUGUUUUUUUUUUUACUUUUCCCAUUUGCCUGGCUUGCAGUAGUGGUCUUAAUGGUAGCGGAGAGGUUAAGGGGGCUUCCAGCACUGUCUGUCAGGCAGACAGCAGUAGCCGUACACUGGAGUUGCUUCUGAGACAACACCAUGUCAUGGAUUGUUGUACUUGAUUUUUCCUACCGUCACGAGGAGCGAGCAACACCAGAAGAAUUCUAGUUUUUGCCAAAUGCUUCAGUUGUUGUUGUUUUGUUUUUUUCAGGGUUGGGGUGGGGGGUAGGGAUGGGGGCUUUUGGAUUUCGGGAAAAGCACCUCGGCACAGAGAAGGAUCCAAUGGCCACUGCAGCUUCCGUUCGGCCUGCGGUUUGUGCCGUCGUCGCGGAAACGGUGUCAAGCAGACCAGCUGCUGCAAGGCCUACUGAGAGACAGAAAGGAACUACAGAAAGGAACUCUACCAAGAAACGUCUUCCUUUGAUCGACUGUAUUUACCAUUUGUAAGAAGACAGAAUAAUAACACAGGGUCUCGGGACUUUUGUACCAAACAUUAAGUGAAAGUUUAUUUGACUUUUAAAGAAUAAUAAUCGAUAUUUGUUUUGCCUGUUCGUACCUCAUACUCCUCUGUUUUGAACAUUUGGAGAACACUCACUAUUACUUUGCCUACGGUUCUACCAAAUACAUACCUGAACAGUAUAAACACCCCAUUAACAUUAACCUCAGGGUAUGAAGGAGAGAGAACUACAGAUUUCUAAUGUAGCAAAGACAUCUUGGGUAUCCCUGCAAAUACAGAUGGGCCCGAUAUGCCUUAUAGAUCUGUGGCACAUGAGCUUAAUUUGGCUCUUUUCUUUUUUAACUUUUGCUCAACAGUUUUCCACCUUUAGAGGACAGGCCUUUCCAAGGCUUCUGUCAUUCUGGGCUUGUGAUCCCAUAUGUGUUUGUUUUUUUAGGUCAUAUUUCAACAAAAAAGGCUGAGUGAGAAGGGCAGUUGUAACGAUAAGUUAAAGAAGCCUCACUAGGUACAGGAAACGAGGCCUGUGGGUCCCCAGGGAUCCGGAUUUUGUUGCCGGUCUGCAGUCUGUUUCAGUUCAGCCUUGAAUCAAGCUGGUCUUUUCAUUUUCAACAAAUUCCUGUGCUCGUCAGUUUUAAACCAACACACAGCAACAAAACACUUUUAGUGUAAAUAAGUAUUUUACUAAAUGUCAGAAGUGAGAGGUUUAUAUUGCCCUUGUUACCUCCCAGUGCCUAAACCUCAGAACACACAACGUUACGGAUAAGAGGACACCAACUGGCCUGUCCAGCUCAUUUGGUUGCAAGGUCAAUUGGUCUAAACGAUUACGUGGAAGAUGCCAGCGUUGACGCCAGAGGUGCGAAAAGUUGUAAGAUUGUAACCAGCAGCCAGGGAAAGCCAUGAUGUGCAAAAACUGCACAUGUUUUGUGAUAGUGUUCUUCGUACCAGCAGCGGAAUAACAUAGGUUCCCCCCCAUGGUCAGUCACUUACUGAAAAAGUCAUUGAAGAUUCUCGAAUAUGUUGACAGUACCGCCCCCUAACCACUACCAAAUGCGCACCAAUUUCUCAAAUUCAGUAUAUUAAAGACAGCGAGCAUAGCACACAGUUCUGUCAGGGCUCUGUAAUUCCAGCUUUUGCGGGCAAAGUUUUUUCAGGUGUUUUAGGCUUUCUAAACUAAUCACCCCAUUACUUAUGAAAGAAGUUAAGAAAAUCCAGUUAAGAGUUAAUGGUCCCUCUUAAUUCUUUCCUGCUGGUCUUAUUGCAGAACACCAGCAAAAAACAUUGCAUCAUGGUCUUCAUGACCAGAACUGGGAUACCCCUGUUCUAGAUAAUUCAUGCCACAAUCCUUCAAAGAUUGUGCUUUCAAUGUGAUUGACAUUCCAAUGAUCCAGGGAACCUCUGUUCUUGUUUUUAAGCCAGGCAUUUAUUCAUUUGAGGGCUCUCUGCUGUAACCAUAUGAAAGCCCACACAUUUUUGAUCUUAUAGGGAGCAGGUCAUCCUGUGUACUGCAUACCUCUUCCUAGUUUUAAAGUAAAAAGCUUUAGAAAUGGCUGGCUCUGUCCAGAAACAUGCUGUCAAAACUCUUUCUAAAGUAUAGUGUGUGUAUACAGACAACUGCUGAAUGUUUGGCGCCCCCUGUCAACAUAGUGUGCAGCUGCACCCAAUUUAAAAUUGUAUUACACCAUCAUGUAUUACAUGUGCUUAUAUAUUGGUGUUAAUAUUGAUAAGGGAAUAUUGAUAAAGGAAAUGAAUUAAGAGAAUGUAGAUUAUUUCAUGGGAACACUACCUGCCCUGCAAAUACCUGGCUAGUGGCAGCAAGCUGUCAAUGGAACUGAGCUCUGCAGUGAGACAGAAAAUAUGACCUGGAAAAAUUCGAAUGCUCUUAAGUAUUGCCUUUCACAUGAGGCGGUUCAAGGGCUACGUACUGUAGAUGCGUUAUUGCCAGUAAUGCAAACCGAUAAAUCAGAUCAAAUGCCUAGAGCUGUAGAAUCCCAGUAUCCACUGGCUUGGAAGAAAGGUCUGUUUAAAAUUCUGUUUUACAAAGCAGCAGUGAGAGAAGAGGUAGCGCAGCAGGAAUAUUAUGACAUUCAUAAUAUGUCAGGAUCCAGUGUGUGUCAGGGGCCGGUCAACAGGGAUACCCCGUGUUUCAUACCGAGACGUCAGUCCUCUGUGCUCAGCGAGUGCCGUUCUUGUGAUGCCGUGGCGGUCUGUAACGCGGUUUGCUUUGCUCUAAUCUAAAGCUGUCGCCACGCGUCUGUACGCCGCCGACGCCUCCGCGGCGCUGCUGGUCGAGGACCGUCUCCCUGGAUGGCGGCUCUGUUUUCAGGCCACCUCAACGAUAGCACUUUACCCCCCCUGUCCUGCCUGACCGCCCCCGUCCACCUAGAAGGGCCCCAUCCAAACGCCAUUCCCACGGGAGGUUGGCCCACCGAGCCUCCCCCACAUCUGGAGCCUCCAGAUGAAACACUCGGCCGUCACACUAGGCAGCAGAGCCUGAACAAGGAGUUCAGGAGUUGCUCUUGCCACCUGAGAAACAAUGCCCAGAUAAUUCAGCCGCCUUCGUAUUUUACGAGGCGAGGCCGAGUCUGAACUUAAGGUGAUGAACUGGGAGCUGUGUAGCAACCCAGCUUUCUGUUACCCUCCCGUCUGUGGUCAAACACUCCCUGUGCAAACAUGAUGGGGUUUAUGAAGCCACAUGGCUGAAGAAGGCAACUGUAUCACUGAAGGAUGUGCGUGCACUUGACUUCUUCUACCUAUUCAUUUGCCAAAUAGCUGCUAUUUUCCAUAUACUGUAGCUGACCGUAUGUUUGUACAAGCACGUACACAUGGGUGAGGAAUACGUCCUUUAUUUCAUGGUUUUAUGUCUUGCACAGGGACACCUCAAAAGACAGCGCAGGUUCCAAGCCAGCAUGACACAACAUGCUUUGGAAAUUCCAUUCCAAAAGAUCCACAGAUCCCUCCCUUGGUGACAGUGGAUCCUUCUGUACUUUUAUUUAUUUUUGCAUGAAUAUGCCAGAUGACAUUAUAAACAGGUGGUAAACAAAGCCUAGUGUCCCUUUGUUUUUUACUGGCUGCUGUAUAAAUACUGGGGUGCCAUCUUGUCUUGUCACUAUCGCGCAAACCAUGAUAACAGCAGCUUGUACUACAUUGUGCAUCACAGCACAUGGAACAGGGUUUAUCUAGGCUGUACCUGAGCCAGACGGAAAGUAUUUUUCCAGGGUGAUGUGCCAUAAACACAGCUGUGAAGAAUGCCAUGGUGAACUUUCCUAAACGAUGGCCCUGCUGCACAUAAAAUUAAUUUGCAAAUUGCAAUUGAGUUGUCAGGGAGAAGCAGGCAGUUUGCUUUCCAUGAGGCUUAAUGGAAAGGAAACAUCAAUAUGAUAUAUUAUAUAAUAAUAUGCAGUAGAUCACAGUAUUAUAAAAUAUAUGCUAUGUAUUAAACUGUAUCCUAACCUAGACCUCAGAAACUGUGCUGAACACAUGGAGGUCAAAUGGUCUCUAUACCAGCUGGAAAAGGUGACGAGUCGAGACCUUUGUGAAAAGAUAUUGGAAUUGGUAAGCAGCGCCAAUCUGAUGAGCACUUAGGCUUCUUGGGGUCUUUAGCAGAACCACCUCCCUUCCUCCCCACUGGAAACUGUGGGUGUCUGGUGUCAUGAGUUUCCUCAGUCGAGAGCAACAGCAGCAAGAACCUCCCCUUCUCAGUUGCUAACAACUUUCACAGUGCCAUGCAAACGUCCCAACAUGAGCCCAACCUCCAUACUGCAUUACUGUAUGAUUUUAUUUCCUUGUACAUUCUGUAAAGUUUGCUAUUUAUUCUUUGUACGUAUCUCUGAUAUAUGAAGUGCUAUGCGGAGCCUCUGUCUCUUGUACCGGAGCCCAAGGAUUCAAGUGUACCUUCUGAAAGAGGACCAGGACAGUUGAACCACUACGACGAAUGUUUACCAUUUUUAAAAAAACCAAAAGACUCCAGGAUUCAGGUUGCAUAUGAGGGAAUAGCACUGUGUUGUAUGUGAAGUCCUAUAUAUAUAUAUUUGUUUUGUUCAGUCUGAAUUUACUGCAGUCUAGACAAUCCAAACACCAAUGUUUACUACUGAUUUGUAUUUCUGUCUCACCUGAUGACUGUACACGUCCUCUUUGUCAUUAAAAACAAGAAGGGUCAA
Lepisosteus oculatus (spotted gar) is the source of this 8072-nucleotide messenger RNA. It is a transcript of the gene pde4ca, whose product is annotated as phosphodiesterase 4C, cAMP-specific a. The record is from RefSeq and is a predicted model, not a curated record. Gene Ontology annotation, biological process: signal transduction. Gene Ontology annotation, molecular function: 3',5'-cyclic-AMP phosphodiesterase activity. NCBI's taxonomy places the organism in Eukaryota, Metazoa, Chordata, Actinopteri, Semionotiformes, Lepisosteidae. Gene Ontology annotation, cellular component: cytosol; nucleus; perinuclear region of cytoplasm.